Molecule: messenger RNA, 1596 nt
Organism: Pleurotus ostreatus (oyster mushroom)
Lineage: Eukaryota; Fungi; Basidiomycota; Agaricomycetes; Agaricales; Pleurotaceae
Exons: 1
Coding region: 1-1596 (531 amino acids)
Biological process (GO): DNA damage response
Cellular component (GO): nucleus
Molecular function (GO): histone H3K56 acetyltransferase activity
Source: RefSeq, a predicted model, not a curated record
AUGACAACGAAUUUGCGCGACAGCAUCCUCGCGGCCCUCGCGAAACUACCUGGAACUCGAGAAUUCCAUCUUCAUGUUCUCGUAUCUGCUCCAAGAAAGCAUUCGGAGCUGUAUCAAUUUGCCCAACCCAGGCCACGCACAUAUUUGCAGGAUAUUCUGAUUCUUUUGUCCGAACAAAAGACCCCCGACUCGCCUCGAAUACUGGUCACUGCCGUCGAAGCGUGCGUCUACGUCCUACCGGCGACCUCUUGCGCUCUGUUGUACGUCUCGAAGGUCGACUCUACUGGAUUCGCCUCCACGCCAUCUCCAACAUCGACCCUUGUUCGAACGCUGCUCGUUUACUAUGGGAGUCCUACCACUCGGCCGGUGGCAGUUGAUCACGUUUGGAUCCAGCUCUUCGCGCGCGCGCAGGCCCAGUACUUAUUCCCCAAUUCCUCAGAAAAUCCUGGAAAGCGCCCCCUUGGCGACGCGAAGCUCUGCGCAUGGUGGAAACGCGUCCUCACAGAUGUGGCGACGGAGCUGAAUUCCUUGAUAACCCCCCGACCUCUCAUUAGGCUCCAUUAUAUCCUCCCAGGGAUGAACGAGCUUGAAAGCUUCAAUAUACUGAAAUCGGGUCCCACGUCCCACAACGAUACUCACGUUUGGAAUUACAAUCACCCAUACUCACAAACCGAGAUCCCCUGCCCCUGCCCCGCACCAGGUGACGCACAGGGGUCAACCAAUCUGGGACACUUCAUCCCUUACUUCGACGAUGACCCCAAGUCUCGGUUCAUGGACGAAAUCGCGUAUAUCACUGAUAAAGACGGUGUCAAGUCUCCUGUUCGGAAACGGCCGCGUAAAUUAUCGCACACCCAAACGGAUCGCGAAAAGGCUGAAGCGGAGAGGCCGCCUUCUCCCAAAGGCACCCAGGUAUCCCCCCUGGGUGAAUUGGGAAGGGUGAGCCCUGAUGAGUUUUGGGAACGGAUGUCUUUCCGUCAAGAAUGCGUUGCCGGUGCGGUGACUGGCUUUUUUACGCUUAUAUUAUCCGCACCCUUGCCACCUUCUGACCAGCCAACGUCAAGCCCGUCCCCUCUCGCUCCGCAACCUGGGCAAGUCUCGUCCCAAAUUAAUAAACGCAUCAUGACUUCACUUACCUCUGGCGUUGAAUUCUCUACGGAAGAGCGAGCAGUACGGGGGACAGAGGCGAUAGAGGGAGCGAUUAAAGGUUUGUGCGAAGGUUUGAAGACCAUUCCAGUGGUGCCAAUUUCCACGAUCCAUGCACCUCGCCCUCUCCGAGCUUCCUCCCCACAUGAUGUUGGCGGAGGACAAACCCCAGACCCAUCACCAUAUCUCGCACUCCCGCGAACACCUUCACCUAAAUUGGUGAACGGCAAACGAGCAGUGCCUGAUGUCUCCCCGAAUCCAUUCCCAGAGCCUGUUGUAUCUCUUGAGACCUACCGGUCGCAUAUCUACGGCUCCGUCUGCGUCAGCAACCCUCCGCUCAAAGAGCCCACGGAGAAAGGCGUGGGUGCAAUCAAGGAGAAUUCCACUGACAACACGGAUGCAAGUGCGCAUGUGACUUUGUUGACAGCUCGGAGGAAGAAGAAAAGGGCCUGA